Molecule: messenger RNA, 363 nt
Organism: Penicillium canariense
Lineage: Eukaryota; Fungi; Ascomycota; Eurotiomycetes; Eurotiales; Aspergillaceae
Exons: 2
Source: RefSeq, a predicted model, not a curated record
CCUGUCGACCAUCCAUCUUGGACGCUCUCUGGCGAGGACAGGGCACCUAUAUUCGUCAACAAGGUCGCAAACGAUACAUAUACCACGGAAAGUCGCAAUUAUUCGAUAUAUUCCUCAACUCCGAACCCGAUCGCUUCGAAGCCUCCACAGACACAAGCGAAUACGUCCUAUCCUAAUUUAUGCAAGCAAAGAGACUAUCGACAGUAUUUGCGGAAAACGAAUAUACUUCUAUCGCAAAAUACUAUUGUUCCCUUCAUAUCCACAGGCUUAGGCGGCCAAAAUUAUAAACACGAUGGUUCGCGAGACCAUACUACUAAUAGGGUUAUCCUCUUCUCUCCGGGGAUGGCCGGGGGGACUUACUGA